Messenger RNA from Meloidogyne enterolobii, 1470 nucleotides. The record is from the annotation of a GenBank genome assembly. Lineage: Eukaryota; Metazoa; Nematoda; Chromadorea; Rhabditida; Meloidogynidae.
UUGAAUUCCGUUGGGUGACUUUUGUUGGUUUAAGAAACUGAAAAAGUCAAACCGAUGUUGACUAUAAAAACCUUCUGUUACUUGAUUUUUGAGAUUGUGCCUUUUUGCUUCUUCCCCAGUACCUUUUGCUUCUUCCCUAGUACCUUUUGCUUCUUCUUCCCCAGUUUUGCUUCUUCCGCUUUUCCCUCCCAUUCUGCAAUCUUUCCUUACCUCAAUUUUUUCGUUUCGCGUUCAUUUUUUCAACUUGUGCUUUAAAUUUUUAACAAUUUUUUUCAUUUUUUAGAGAAAACUCUUAUUAAAUAUUUUUAUUUUCUUCAAACCAACGAUCAAUAAAACAUCGCCAUGGACGAAGAGGUCGCCGCACUUGUUGUUGAUAAUGGCAGUGGCAUGUGUAAGGCUGGAUUUGCUGGUGAUGAUGCUCCUCGUGCCGUUUUUCCAAGUAUUGUUGGACGCCCUCGACACCAGGGUGUCAUGGUUGGAAUGGGGCAAAAGGAUUCGUAUGUGGGAGAUGAGGCUCAAAGCAAAAGAGGUAUCUUGACUUUGAAAUACCCGAUUGAGCACGGCAUUGUUACAAACUGGGACGACAUGGAGAAGAUUUGGCAUCACACCUUCUACAACGAACUUCGUGUUGCGCCGGAAGAACAUCCAGUGCUUUUAACUGAGGCUCCUCUCAACCCAAAGGCUAACCGUGAAAAGAUGACUCAAAUCAUGUUUGAGACAUUCAACACGCCUGCCAUGUAUGUUGCCAUCCAAGCCGUUCUUUCUUUGUAUGCUUCUGGACGUACUACUGGAAUUGUUCUUGACUCUGGAGAUGGUGUCACCCACACAGUUCCAAUCUAUGAAGGUUAUGCUUUGCCACACGCAAUCUUGCGUCUUGACUUAGCGGGACGUGAUUUGACCGACUACUUGAUGAAGAUCCUCACUGAACGUGGUUAUUCUUUCACCACAACCGCCGAACGUGAGAUUGUACGUGACAUUAAAGAGAAGCUUUGCUAUGUUGCUUUGGACUUUGAGCAAGAGAUGGCUACAGCUGCUUCGUCUUCUUCUUUGGAAAAGAGCUAUGAAUUGCCUGACGGUCAAGUCAUUACUGUUGGAAACGAGCGCUUCCGUUGUCCAGAAUCUCUCUUCCAGCCAUCUUUCUUGGGUAUGGAAUCUGCUGGUAUCCACGAGACUUCUUACAACUCGAUCAUGAAGUGCGACAUUGACAUCCGUAAAGACCUUUACGCCAACACUGUCCUUUCUGGAGGUACAACCAUGUAUCCAGGCAUUGCUGAUCGUAUGCAGAAGGAAAUUACUGCUUUGGCACCAUCAACAAUGAAGAUUAAGAUUAUUGCACCUCCUGAGCGUAAAUACUCUGUUUGGAUUGGAGGAUCUAUCCUUGCUUCAUUGUCUACCUUCCAGCAAAUGUGGAUCAGCAAGCAAGAGUAUGACGAAUCUGGUCCAUCUAUUGUUCACCGUAAAUGCUUCUAA